Molecule: messenger RNA, 1935 nt
Organism: Carya illinoinensis
Lineage: Eukaryota; Viridiplantae; Streptophyta; Magnoliopsida; Fagales; Juglandaceae
Exons: 3
Coding region: 590-1666 (358 amino acids)
Source: RefSeq, a predicted model, not a curated record
GGGACAUGGGAAAUUGAUUUGGGGUCUUAUAGACUCGAGUGCUAUAUAUAUUUCUUCUACGAAAAUGGUCGUGUGUAUAAAUGAUUGAUACAUGAACUUAUAAAGGGUGGUAUAUUUCAACAACCAUCGUGAAGAUCAGAUACAUUCAAUUCUUCUCUGCUCCUAUUCAAUACACGACAACGAACAAUAUCUUGCAGGAAAUAAUAUUGCACAUCUCUCAUCAUUUGUCAUAUGAGAGAGAGAGAGAGAGAGAGAGAGAGAGAGAGAUGUUAGCAAUCAUUAGAUUCUACAGUUCUAACGUGUUGGUGCCAAUAAUCAAUUACAAGAUUGUCUAGUUUUAACUUUUGGGUGUCAACAAUCAAUUUGCAGGAAUGCUGACACUAGUGUAGUGUGGGCCUUUUCCCCCGCUCUUGCCUCCCCCAUCAUCGUUCUUUGUUCCUCCCACUAUAUCAGAUUCUUCUGUUCAACAAAUAUCCUGACCUCUAGAUCUCUUCUUCAUUGUUAUGCCACACCUCUCAUCUUUACUCAACUUCUUAAAACUUGCACCUUUAUUCUCUUCCACUCCCACCCUUCCAAGUUUGCAGGUUUAAUGGCUUCCUAUGCAUCCAAACCAGCACCUGCAAAAAAGCUCAGACAACAUCUCCAAGACCAACAAGAUCCUUCCAACCUAGACAUUUACCUUUCUGAACGAAGCUGGUAUAUGAAGAGCUGGAGAUCACUUGGUUGUGACUGCAACAAGGGAAUAAAAGGGAUCUCUUAUGUUACAAGGAUUUUGGCAUCUGCAAUAUACAAGUUCAUUCCCACUAACAAUAGCCAGGAGCUUUCAAAUGAAAUCGUUUCUCCCGCUCGCAGAAAGACCCAUCUAAUCGCAGAAAAAAGGGUCAUAUUCUCAACAAAAUGUUUAAAUGCAUGUAUUUCGGCUGAUUAUAGCAACAUUGAAGAAAAUUGUUUACGUUCUAAAAGAAAUCGAGGCGGUACUCAUGCAAGCCCUGCAACGGCCUUCGAAUUUGGGAAAUCAAACAGAGUGGAGGCUACUGCAGAUACAAUACUUCAGUGGAUAAGCAUGGAAGAGAGCAUGCAGCUCAGCACUACAUCAGUACUGAGGGAAGCACCAUCCAACGAAGAGGGUGACUUCAAAACCAAAAAAGCCCUAUCAAGUUACACAUCCAUUCCGAGCAUAAGAGACGUAGGAGACUCCAUUGUCUCCGUUUCUCUAUUACAAUUAUUGAAAAACUCAUCGAUUGAGAAGAGGAGCCAUGUCAGUUUCGCCAAACCCAAGGGGUUAACUUCGAAGGGUUCUUCCGAGUCUUCUCAGUGCCUACGAUGCAAAAGGCUCUUGCAGCAAAGGAAGCAGCUUCUAUUUGAUUCUGAGAAGGAAGCCCUGGAAACCCAUGGAAGGAAUGAAAAAAAGGAGCAUACUCAAGGAAUAUCAGACACAGAAGAUAUGGAGAUAAUGAUCUGUGAGCAUAUCUGCUCAUGGGGGAAACAAGCUGGAGGCUUUACAAACAAAUUAACCCACCAGAUGAAUUUUGAUUUCUCCAAAACAUUAGAAGAAUGGUGUGAUUUUCAUCAACUGAAAAGGGAGAUAGGCAUGAAGAUAGGAGAUGCUAUCAUGGAAGAAAUUGUCAGAGAAAUGAUUGACUUUUUCUAUUUUUGCAGUAAAUAAGGUGUUCAAUUUCCAUCCACGGGAACAGAUACUUGAGCAAACACCUAGGGCUGGGCUUCUUGAAUUCCGGCAAGUGAACAGGCUGGUUCCAUGAAAGCCAGGAAUGAACAUGAAGAAAGCAUACCUCGAACAAAUCUUGAGGAAGAGAAAAUCAAUCAAAUUAUCCUCGAUUGAUAAGUUACAAGCUACUCAUGUUUACUUCUUUCUUUCUCUACAGCUAAUAAAAGGAAAUGCUAUUUCUUCCAAGUUCAAAUAUAUACAAGCUAACA